This is a messenger RNA of Paramuricea clavata, 3605 nucleotides long. The record is from the annotation of a GenBank genome assembly. Lineage: Eukaryota; Metazoa; Cnidaria; Anthozoa; Malacalcyonacea; Plexauridae.
CCCAAAGCUGGUUUAAGGUGACUCCUACAGUUUACUAGAAAAUGGAAGUUCUACGAUUUUUCAACAAUUGCUGUACAUCAAAAGACAAAGAAAGUUCGAUUAGAAAAAUAAUAACUACAAGUUGGAUUUUUUCAUAAAGACAGGAAUCGCAACUGCCUUUGCUGUGGCAACAAUGACGAUUCAAUAUGGCCGUUGAUCCUGACCAGUUUUUUCUUUGCUUUUAUCAGUGAUCCAGUCCACGGCUAUAGGCACUUCUGGCUGUUUCCCUGCAUAUUUACAAUGGCAUUCCUUGCAUGCUAUUUCGCAUGUUACCAUAGCAUGACAUGCCAUAUUGAAAUGGCCUUCCCUUCGUUUUCUCUCACUAUUUAUUCCUUUUUAUUCCUUAUUCAAAUUUUAUUUUAUUUUCGUGAAGAAUCUACACUAACAACAGGACGAAAGGAAGAAAUUUUUGAAAAUGAUAAAGUGUUCGUUGAAGGCAUUUCCACAAAAACUUCGAAAGAUUCUCUUAAGUAUUAUAUGGAACGAAUAAGUGGUUUACCCGUGAAAGACAUCACGUAUGGCACGAAAAGCAGUGACAGUGUUAAUGCAGUUGGAAAAUUUCACAGCACUGUAGGUGAGUCGAGAAACGAUCCAGAAAACAUAAGUGAGCAUGUAGAGUGCCCAGUUUAAGUAAAUUAGCUUAAUUUGGUAAUUUCAUGUGCCCCACUUUAUCAUUUUACGCUAUCACUUUGCACUAUCCUUAGGAUCUCUGCGUUGUUUAUUUUUUCUAGCAAGUAACACAGAAGUUCAAUGGACAGAAAGGUCGAUAAAGCAUGGCUCAAAAUUGUCGGAAUUUGUGGAACUUUUAAAAGCCAAUCCAUCAAAGGCAACACAAAUUGGAACAUACCGUGUUUGUUUUGAUGAUAAAUUUAGCAUUGGUGAAGGAAGUGAAGGAACGAAAGUUUAUGUUGGAUUAUCGGAUGAUGGCUUUGAAGUGGCCGUAAAAUGUAUGGAUCUGAAAAAAUGUCGGCAAAUGGGUGAUCAUGAGAAGAAAAUCUUAACUUGUCAAAAGGUUCGAAAAGAAGCUCACAUUGUUAACUAUCGCUUCUUUCAUCAACCAGAUGGAUCUAAAACAGCUUACUUGGUUUUGGAUCUGCAUGAAGAAAGCUUGCGGGAUUAUGUUCUUAACGAGGAACGCUCCACAGAACAGUUACGAAAUGAAGGUUCAAGUAUAAUAUGUCAAAUACUCUAUGGUGUAAAAACUCUUCAUUGUGGUAAUCCAGAAAUACUGCAUCGGGACUUGAAACCGUCAAAUAUACUUGUAACUGUGGAAGGUGAGAUGGUGCUUGCUGAUUUUGGAAUUAGUCGAACACUACCAAAAGAGCAAACAACAUACAGGAGCGGUGUCAGAGGAACUGAAGGCUGGAUGGCAGUGGAAUCACUUCCAAAUGAAGAUGACGACGAUGAUUAUCUAUCUUACGAAGAUAUCCAAGUUCGUUAUAAGAAACAAUCUGACAUUCAGGUUGUUGGAAUGCUAUGUUACUAUGUCUUGACCAAAGGAAAACAUCCAUACGGUACACGAGUUCAUCGAAAUAGUAAUAUAUCAAAAGGAAGUUUUGAUUUGAAGGAUCUAAGUGAUCCAUGUGCAAAAGAUCUUAUUGCAUGGAUGCUCCAGCAUGAUCUUCGCAAACGACCCAAUUUUCACAAAUGUUUGAAACAUCCAUACCUGCGAACGGAUGAAGAAAAUUUUAAUUUUGUCACACGUGUUGGCAACGAAAAAGAAAUUAAAACCAAGGAUACUACUUCAAUCGUUGUUCAAGAAUUAAAUAAGUUGCCUGGAUUGACCAACUGGUUAUCAGUGAUCGAAACUUGGGUAAUGAAUUUCAUGACUGCACGUCGUACAGCGUAUACCAACGAUGUCGCAGAUCUACUGAGAUUCAUGCGAAACAUGGCAACCCACUGGCGUGACAAGACACCACCUGCAAAUGUCCAGACGACCGUCGUUACACCACAAGAAUAUUUUGAAAGGAAAUUUCCAACACUUGCUGUUGAACUACAUCAAGUAAUCAGAGGACAAUCCGACUGGACAGCAAGAGAAGGACUGAAGGGAUAUUUCUAAAGUCGUGUUUUAAUAUCAUAAGUGUUUUCAGUGCAAGCCUAGGUGUGGCGUUGUCCCCAUUUUGCUUGCGUCGAGUGCCUGAUUAAAAUGAGGCAUGCAAUAAUCUGGCUUACUUGGGCAUGUAGUGUAACAUGGGUUUAACUAUUUAGCUGCAACACGCCGUUAACUGACCUUAUGCAGGUUUCCGUCCAAUCUCCAGGAAUCUCACUGGACGUUUUAUAUGUUGUUUAUAUCAUUAUUACGAGUAUUCACCAAAGUGCUAGGCCCAAACUCGCCUUUAUUUUAGCAUUUGAUUGUUGGACAAAUGCUUGGUGGUAUAAAAUAGCCAAUUAUGUAUAAAGGCGGUUUUCCAGUCCUCGCAUGAAGCUCCUCGCAGCUCGCUACGAGUGAUGCAUGAGCAAUUUCAUCCAAUCACAAUGCAAAACAGUUAAUUUUAAUUAGAUGCAAGCACUCGCAGCGAGGAGCUUCGUGCGAGGACUGGAAAUCCGCCUUAACACAGUUUCUCAAGGCGUUCGAAAGUAAUGCUGACGUCAGCACUUUUAUUUUUCAAGACCAGCAUGUAAUGAAUCCUAUUGAUUCAAACUUUUUUGUGAACACUCGUAACAAUGAUAUAAACAACAUAUAAAACUUCCAGUAACAUUAUACCUCAACUUCAAAUUGUCCAAUCAGGAAGCUUAGUUUGUGGCACGUGAGCAUGAAAUUAAUCGCGAUGUCACGCCGUACGUCACCAAAUGGCGAGCCUGCGUUCCUUUUGACAAUGUUCCACCCUGGGGAGUGAGAAACAUGGGGUGGAACAUUAUUCGCGCAGAGCAUGCGAGACAACACGCAUGCAACAAGAUGACCUACAAAAUAUAAAUAGUAUUAGAGUGAUGAAUAUUCAAAUUUUAAAGGUAAAACCUGGGGCUCUUUCAAUAUAUUAAAGCAAAUUUUGAAAAAUGUUGUCAUUAAUAUUCCAAACGAUAUAUGAUUCGAAAGAAAAGCGACGAUCCUUGCGUUAAUCCGAAAAUAAAACAUCACAUUCACGAAGUUAUGUGUCAAGUUUUUAAUUCUCAACUUGAACGCUUUUAAUUUUCGGUUUUAUAUAUCAUUUAUAUACCCUCUGCUCUGGGGAUUCAGCGAAAUAUUACCCUCAGUGAUAUUUUCCUCGGGGCUAAAUAUCAUCACUUCGGGUAAUAUUUUACCGAAUCCCCCUCGCUCGAGGUCCAUAAAUGACAGUUGUAACUGAAAUUCCUGGAAAUUGGACGGAAACCUGAAUAAAGGCUGAUUUCCACUGUUGCGUUUUUCGUACGCACGUACACGCACGUAAAACAUGGAAUCCUUCUAUUUUUUAAAUAUUUUACAAAUAAAGGACAAGUUGUACGUUGUGCUAUUUAUAGGUAUCUUUUUGAGGAAUAGCUGAAUAUGUGUGGAAUAUUUGAAUCAAAACAUGCAGCAUUGGGCAGUGUUUUUCGAUGUUUAUAUCAGUUUUUUUCGCAUGCAGUUUGGUCGGAAAAAAGUACAUUUCGGG